Molecule: messenger RNA, 603 nt
Organism: Drosophila subobscura
Lineage: Eukaryota; Metazoa; Arthropoda; Insecta; Diptera; Drosophilidae
Exons: 2
Coding region: 29-433 (134 amino acids)
Source: RefSeq, a predicted model, not a curated record
CCCGGUGUUGGAGAGGAGAUAACUGAAAAUGCAGAACCACGUGCAGUUCCGUCUGGUCAGACUUCUGCUACAGACAUCUGUGCUGCUAUUCGUCAUCUGGCACCACUGCCGGGCCAUGGACCUUGAGAAGGUCCAUCCGUGCCGAGAGGGCAGCGACGACAUCACGCAAUGUCCCAAAAGUUUCUUCACUCUGAAGCGGGACAACUGCUUGGAGCGGCACUUUUGCUAUCUGCAGGUGAACGAGACUUGCUUUGGCCAGGAGGAGAGCAGGUGUGCGCCAGGACUUACCUGUUCGUGCAACAAGUGCAUGAACUGCAACAUCCACUAUUGCGCCCUGGAACUCUGCACUCUGCACGAGUUUAAGAAGCGCCUGCCGAACCGCUUGCUGCCCUGGUUCAGGCCCCGCUGGCUGGAACUCGCCGCCGACAAGUAAUCCCAAAAUGUUGAAACAACCGCCGCUGAACCCCUGGACCAAUCUCUUUAGUCUCCUCAUAUGUUUAUCAAAGUGUAUUUAACAAUUUGCAGCUGUAAGAAGUUAACAUAUUAAUCGCAAAUAAAUGACAUGAACACAGUCGAAAUUUGGACAAGUAGGCCGAGAAUUUA